CAUAUUCUUAUCUCAUCAUCUCACUCAACCCCUCGCUUUCUAUCUCUUCUUCUUUAUCUCUCUCCGGGAUCUCUCUCCCUCUCCAAGGACGAAGAGGGAGGAAGAGAUGACAGACUGCAACAGAGGCGACGAUUUCUUAUUUUCUCAGCAACACGAGUCAUCUGUUGCUGCUGCAAAUAAAUACGGAGGAAUUGUGCCCAAGAAAAAGCCACUAAUUUCCAAGGAUCAUAAACGUGCAUUUUUUGAUUCGGCGGAUUGGGCAUUAUACAAGCAAGGAGCAAGCGUGAAUCAGAGAACAACUGUACCGAUUGAGAAACUAAGACCAAAAUUAAAGAGAACACCUCACCAUCAGCUCCCCCCUAGAAGACCCACGUGUACUUCUGGGCAGGAAAAUCUUGCAGAUUAGAGCUUUUAUGUUCAUUAAAAAGAUUGGGCAUGGCGUGAGAAUGCGUGUACGUGUUUCAUGUUUCCCUCGAAUGCACAUUUUACCUACUGGUUCAUGAAAUGUUUGUCGUUUCAAUAAAGUAAGCAGACACUUAUCGCCGUUUUUUUUCUUCUCUCUCUCUCUCUCUCUCUCUCUCGUGUAACAAUGUUGAAUUACACACGAGUACAUAGACGUGCUUGCAUUAA
Messenger RNA from Tarenaya hassleriana, 630 nucleotides. RefSeq lists its product as uncharacterized. The record is from RefSeq and is a predicted model, not a curated record. Bases 107 to 406 code for a protein of 99 amino acids. NCBI's taxonomy places the organism in Eukaryota, Viridiplantae, Streptophyta, Magnoliopsida, Brassicales, Cleomaceae. The transcript has 7 exons.